Mizuhopecten yessoensis (Yesso scallop) is the source of this 711-nucleotide messenger RNA. Its product is annotated as glycine-rich protein 23-like. NCBI's taxonomy places the organism in Eukaryota, Metazoa, Mollusca, Bivalvia, Pectinida, Pectinidae. The record is from RefSeq and is a predicted model, not a curated record. The transcript is spliced from 4 exons. The coding region runs from base 1 to 711 and encodes 236 amino acids.
AUGACAACGCAUCCUCGCACCCAUGGGCCUUCUGAACUGUCGCCAAAUGUCGCCACAUUCACACCUCAAGAAAAUGGACGACCUGGAAGUGAGCAUUAUGUGGAAUCUUAUGGUGCCCCACCUCCGCCAGAUUUGCCUCAGCAAUCCUCACCACCUCAUUUUCAUUCCACAGCCUUGGGAUUGAAUUUGUGUGAAUACAACCUGUCUGUAAAAGAAACCAUCAGUACUGACAAGCUGUUCCAGAAAACAAAGAACGAUGAGGGAGAAGAAAUCAUAAGUACCCAACAACAAUGGCAGUACCACUGCCUCAACGGUGGCGGUGGUAGCCCCAGCAUCGGCAGUGACUUGGAUGGUGCCAGUCUCGACGGUGGCGGCGGUGGCCUCGGCUGUGACUCGGGUGGUGGAAGCCUCGACGGUGGCCUCGGCGGUGACUUGGGUGGUGCCAGCCUCGACGGUGGCGGUGGUAGCCCCAGCCUCGGCGGUGACUUGGGUGGUGCCAGCCUCGACGGUGGCGGUGGUAGCCCCAGCCUCGGCGGUGACUUGGGUUGUGCAAGUCUCGACGGUGGCGGUGGAAGCCCCAUGCGUGGCCUCGGCGGUGACUUGGGUGGUGCCAGCCUCGACGGGGGCGGUGGAAGCCCCAUGAGUGGCCUCGGCGGUGACUUGGGUGGUGCCAGCCUCGGCGGUGGCAUUCACCUAAAGAACAGUUAUUAG